AAAGGAGGGUGAGGGGGAUCUUGGUUUCAUGGUUGGCUGAGGGAGCUAGCAUUACAUGAGAGUGAAUCGGAGUGAUGACAUUGUUUCGAAGUACCAGCUGAGUGCACCUAUACAUUCACCUCUGCAGAGGUUGGGCUAUUCACCUGUCUGAGCCACAAAGGGGCAACCAAGUGGAUACCAGAUGGAUAAAACUCUGCCCAGGUCAGAGUGGACUGACAUUUUGAAAUGAAUUAUCAGUGCCAAGAUUGUUUUAGAGGAAACUGGGGAUUGAUUCUGGAUCAGCAGGCCCUGGCUUUUUACUGUUUGAAGAACUGUGAUAUGUGAAGAAAGACAAGCAUAGUGAGCAUGAGUUAAGGAGCAAGGUACCCCUCUCAUCUGAUGACUGAAUAUUCAAGUAUGCAACCUGCUUCACAGCUUGCUGAGAGGAGCAUUUACUUUUGUACUGCUACUAUUGUAGAAUUCCUGAAGAGCACAUUACAUCUUCAAAAAGUCAGAUGGAGAAAAAAUAUCCAGCAAUUGCAGGAAAGGAAAAAGGGCCAGGACCUGGACGCUAUAGACUUCCUCCCACCAUCGGAUUUGUUGGCCAUGACUUCACUAAGCCAACCAGCCCUGCCUACUCUUUCCACGGCAGAAUGAGUAAUAACAUGUAUUGUGUCGAUUCCAGCCCAGGUCCUCAAUAUCACCUUGAUGCAAAGAUCACUCGCUUUGGCAAAGAUGGCAUGCCUGCAUACUCAAUGUUGGGUAGAGUAAAACCACAGCAAGAGCUAUUCUACACUCCUGGACCUGGUGCCUACAGCCCCGAGAGAGCGCCACCAUGCAACCUGCAGCGCAGACCUCCAUCCUAUACAAUGGGAGCUCGCACACACUACCGCAGCGUAGACCCAGUUCCUGCUCCUAACAAAUACUGUCUGCCUUCACUUCUGGGCCCUCAAGUCGCCAACAAGCCAGCCAGUGCAAGUUACACCAUGUCAGGUAGUUUAAGUGUAGGGGGACCGUCCCUGGAUUUAGCCAAAACACCUGGGCCCUGCAGCUACAACAGUACAGACCCAAAUAUUUACCUGCCCCGAAAGCCUGCGUUUUCCAUGUUGGGACGCCAUAGUUUACCCAGGGAUGGCACCAAGAAACCAGGUCCAGGGACUUAUAACCCAGAGAAAGUCACAGCUCACAAGGCCCGGGCACCAUCCUACUCCAUGGGCAUCAGACACUCAGAAUUUACCACCCCACUAAUUGUCACUGUUUCUGACUGA
Melanotaenia boesemani (Boeseman's rainbowfish) is the source of this 1247-nucleotide messenger RNA. RefSeq names its product outer dense fiber of sperm tails 3-like 2b (gene cimap1d). The record is from RefSeq and is a predicted model, not a curated record. Lineage: Eukaryota; Metazoa; Chordata; Actinopteri; Atheriniformes; Melanotaeniidae. Gene Ontology annotation, cellular component: cytoskeleton. The transcript is spliced from 5 exons. Bases 495 to 1247 code for a protein of 250 amino acids.